Chinchilla lanigera (long-tailed chinchilla) is the source of this 1337-nucleotide messenger RNA. RefSeq names its product colony stimulating factor 3 (granulocyte) (gene Csf3). The record is from RefSeq and is a predicted model, not a curated record. Lineage: Eukaryota; Metazoa; Chordata; Mammalia; Rodentia; Chinchillidae. Gene Ontology annotation, cellular component: extracellular region. Gene Ontology annotation, biological process: immune response; positive regulation of cell population proliferation; positive regulation of myeloid cell differentiation. Gene Ontology annotation, molecular function: cytokine activity; growth factor activity. The coding region runs from base 85 to 714 and encodes 209 amino acids. The transcript has 5 exons.
UCCUCCCGGGCUUCCAUGGGUUCUGUAUAAAGGUCCGCGAAGUGGGUCUGACAGCACACCGGCAGCCCAGCUCCCCGCAGCCCCAUGGCCCGCGCUGCUGCCCAGAGCCCCGCCAGGAUGAUGGCCCUGCUGCUGCUGCUGCUGAAGCACAGUGCGCUCUGGAGGGGACACGAGGCUGCGCCCCUGGACCCCGCCAGCCCCCCGUCCCUGCCCCUGCCCCGCAGCUUCGUGCUCAAGUGCCUGGAGCAGGCGCGGAGGGCCCAGGCUGAGGCUGUGGCCAUGCAGGAGAAGCUGUGUGCCAUGCACAAGCUGUGCCACCCCGAGGAGCUGGCACUGCUGGGCCAUUCUCUGGGCAUCCCGUGGGCUCACCUGAGGAGCUGCUCCAGCCAGGACCUGCAACUGGCCAGCUGCCUGCGCCAGCUCCAGGCCGGGCUCCUCCUGUACCAGGGCCUCCUGCAGGCGCUGGCAGGAGUCUCCCCUGAGCUGUCCCCCACCGUGGACACACUGCAGCUGGAUGUCGCUGACUUUGCCACCACCGUCUGGCAGCAGAUGGAAGAACUGGGGGUGGCCCCGGCCACACAGCCUAUGCAGGGCAUCAUGCCCACCUUCACUUCGGCCUUCCAGCGCCAGGCAGGAGGGGUGCUCGUGGCCUCGCACCUGCAGAGCUUCCUGGAGCUGGCCUACCGCACGCUGCGCUACCUCACAGGGCCCUGAGCGCAGCUCCCUGCCGGAAUAUUUAUCUCUAUUUAAUAUUUAUGCUUAUUUAACCCUCAUAUUUAAACCCAGGGAGGAGAAAAUACAGCCCCAGACUCUGGGUGCUUCCCUCGGUCUUGGGUUCUUCUCCUGCCUGUAGCAGUGAGAGCUCAGUUCUCCCGUCCUGGUCCCAGACCGGGAGGAGAUAGGUAAAUACCAAGUAUUUAUUCCCGCGCCCAGCCCUCUCUGCGCGGGGCACCGGGGACCACCCCCGUCUGUGCCUUGCACCGGGCCCAGGCGCAUCAGGAGGUCUCCCGCGUGGGAGAUGACAUCCCUGUUUAAUAUUUAAACAGCACUCUUCCCAGCUCCCCAGCUGGGUCCCUCCCCCGCCCCGCCCCACCCCAGGCACGAGGGCCUGGCGCAGGGACGGGAGGGCUCGCAGGCGGCCCUGGGAUUCAGCUUUCUUUCUGUGGUUUCUGGUCGGGCCUGGACUCCAGCACCAGCGGGUGCCUGCCCCGGCACCCACUAAGGUGGGGUUCUCCAGGGCCUGGAUGGGACUGGAAAGACGAGGGGUGCGAGGGAGCCCCACCCCACUUUCUCAUUGUAACCAAGUUUGAGGACAAUAAAGUUGAUCGCUCCUGAGA